This is a messenger RNA of Synchiropus splendidus (mandarinfish), 2608 nucleotides long. It is a transcript of the gene spats2, whose product is annotated as spermatogenesis associated serine rich 2. The transcript has 13 exons. Gene Ontology annotation, molecular function: protein binding. Bases 296 to 1717 code for a protein of 473 amino acids. Gene Ontology annotation, cellular component: cytoplasm. The record is from RefSeq and is a predicted model, not a curated record. Lineage: Eukaryota; Metazoa; Chordata; Actinopteri; Syngnathiformes; Callionymidae.
GACCUGGCAACCCGGCUGGAGCCUGCUCAGGAAAAUACAGCAGCCGACUUGUUGGCACUGAAGGCGGCGGAGCUCCGAGCUGCUCACACCCGCACAUCAACCUCUGCUCUCCGGCGAAUAUCUGCCUCUCCUUGGCUUCCAGGACCGAGCAAACUCUGACCGGGUGAAGAAUUUCAACCUUCAUUCUUCCAAAGCACUGCACCUGUUUAACCCUCGCCUGUGUCGUCGACCUAAGAGAGAUAAAGAAUAGAGGAUCUCUCCACCGUCCGUGGCGUCGUUUGAUCGAGGUGGCAACAUGGCGAAGAAGAACAGCCGCAAAGAAGCUUCCGGUGUGGUGUUCGACACUCGCUCCAAGAUGGUGAUGUCACAGGGAGGCACGGCGGAGCGCAUGAAGGAGAAGAUCAGUGCGGUCCGAGCUGUAGUCCCCAACAAGAGCAACAAUGAGAUCGUUCUGGUGCUGCAACACUUUGAGAACUGCGUCGACAAGGCGGUGCAGGCUUUCCUCGAAGGCAGCGCCGCUGAGAUCCUGAAGGAAUGGAGCGUCACCGGGAAGAAGAAGCCCAAGAGGAAAAAGAAGCCCAAGCCUCAGGCAGAGGUGUCAGCCGAGGUCACGACCCUGGAGACUGGCUUGGCGGUCGAGGCCAAGGAUGAGACCAAUGGUUUCCAUGCCAACGGCUCUGUGGUGGACGGAGAGUCUCUGGACUCUCUGAGCGAACAGCUGGACUCUGCCUCCCUGGACGCGUCCGAGCUGGACUCUGAACCACCGACAUCUGAGACCCCCGGAGCAGAAGCAGAAAGCGGAGCGCCCAGUCCCUCCUCUCAGCAGGGGGGACGCACUCACCCCCCACCCAGAACCAACAAGUCCCGACACAGACAUUUACAUCCCAGCAGCUCCUCUCUAGCGCCAUCUAUUGAUAACAGCCAGCAUGGUGCAGCUAACAAAAAGACAGCUCCAAACAUCGAGCGCUCCAUGAAGGACCUGCAGCGCUGCACCGUGUCAUUGAGCCGCUACAGGAUGGUGGUCAAGGAGGAGAUGGACACGUCUAUCAAGCGGAUGAAGCAGACGUUUGCUGAGUUGCAGAGCUGCCUGAUGGAUCGAGAAGUGACGCUGCUGUCAGAGAUGGACAAAGUGAAAGCUGAAGCUAUGCUGGUUCUGGAUGCGCGGCAGAAGCGGGCCGAGGAGCUGCGGCGGCUGACGGAUCGGUCGGCCAACAUGUCGGAGGAGCAGCUGACGGAGCUGCGUGCCGACAUCAAGCACUUUGUCAGCGAGCGCAAAUACGACGAGGAUUUGGGGAAAGCCGUCAGAUUCACCUUCGACCUGGAACCUCUGAAGUCCAGCAUCACUAGUUUUGGAUCAGUGUACCACCCUCGUACCGGGUACUCCAACCGCUCCCGCUGCAGCUCCACGUCUUCUUCUGUCGCCGCUCCGACUCAGCCUGAAGCUCCUCCCUCUUCUCAGAGCGCAGCCACUGACAACCGUCCUCCACCAACCAAACAGAUUUUCCAGGGCAACCGCAGAACCUUCCACUCUGGUGGUCCUCGCUUCAACGGCGGCGGCCAUGAGCGAAACGCCGGCGGACGCAGCAACCACCACCGCCACCACGCCGACGGAGCGCCGACGUCGCAGCAGCACUCCAGCGGCUACAGAGGCCCCGCCCACUUCUCCACAUCUCACAAUGGGCUGCCGCAGCGGACCCCGCGAACUCACUGUCCAUGACACCCUGCUGGGUUGGAAGCCCCCUCUGCUCACCCCCCCAGCACACCCUCACUGGCCCCGCCCCCAGUGAUGAAGAAUAAAAUACAAGUUUACAUCCUUCCUGAGAUUUUGCCAUUCACAUCGCGUGCGUCAGUGGUUCCAUAGUCUCAGUUCAAUCCGCAUUAAACCGACUUGAAUCUGCGUGGGGUGAGUGGCUGCGUGAGCAUCACAAUAGUUCCACCAACAUGUUGCCAGAUUAUCAAACUCUGCCUUUCAUUCCAAACGCAACGCUAACACGUCGGCGACGACGGCUCCUGCACAGUUGAUGUCUGAAUCGUGUUACAGCUUUCCAUUGCCGUGGUUACUGACUGACAUCCUUCCUUAAGUUAUCGAUCAAUGAAAACAGUUUUCCCUUUAAGCCUUUCAGACUCCGUGAGCUCACAUUGACCUUCUCUUAGCAUCGAUUCCUGGAAUGCUAGUUCUUUAGAGUUUGACCCAGCAGCUCUUUGGCUGAAGGUAAAAACAGUUCCGUCCCAUAGGUUGAAUUAACGCGCUGCUAGUUUCAACACAAACUACUAACCAGCUGCUGCCCCUUCUUUUUAGUUCUGACAUUCCAUCUUAAGUUUCUGGCCAAAGACUUCAGUUCGAUGCCUUUUUAUUUUCUUCCUUGGGAAUCGCUUUCUCCUCGUCGCGCAGACUGUUUGUACAAACGUAGAGAUGAAACUGAGCAGUCGUGUGACUCUUCCACUUCAACUCCUGAGACGCCUGUAAACUCAAGUGCCUUUUUCUUGUCUCCCCUCCUCUCCGCACCUCUACUGCCCCCAAUGGACCAAAGACAUCAACUGUCCCACCCCCCCCCCCACUGAUCGGCACACUUUCAUUUACAAAUAAACUGUUUGCAAUAUCAGCGUU